AUGAAUCGCACACAGCUCAUCGAUACGCUUACCUCGGUGCAAGCGUCACCCAAGAGACCGAUCUUGACCCUCGUGAAUGGCGAUAAUACGUGGCUGAUAUCAGUUCCGAGGCCCGACAACACGACUGGCAAAUCUUUCUACCACAUUCUACAGGAUCCUUGGCUCAGCGGACCCUCAGACGCCUAUUCCCGCUGGUUCCUGCGCAUGCAGCUCAAAGAGGAAGGGGCCCUUAGUAGCUUCAAGGCCGUCGAAGACUGGAUCCAGGAGGUGGAAACCGCUUGCGGGGGCACGAAUGAAGAAGACGAGCGGUGGCUUGAUGCGGUUCUCGUCACACACACCAAUACCGAUCAUCUACACCAACCGACGUUGCGAAGCUUGGACCCAUCCAUCAAUGUCUUUGCUGUAGAAGACGCCGCCGCGACCAUAUCCGCGAUGAAACAUUUCAAAAGCAUUACGAUCGUUCCUGAUUUCGUCCGCGGCAAGAAGUGGCCAAUCACUCCAGAAAUGCCCGAAUGGCUAUCCGUCUUCCGUUUGCCGGAUGAGAGCGGUGUGAACCCGAAUCUGUACCACGCCAUAAUCAUCGGAAUGUCGGCCCAGGAUGGGAAGGACGAAGCGAUCUUGUAUACCCCGCAUGGCGUGGAACCCGAGAUGGUGGAAGCCGCUAGGAAAGCGAACCCCAAUGCCAGCGUCCUAGCGAUGUUGCACCCGCUCAAUGAGUGCGGCACCUUAGGCAUCAACUCAAGAGGUGUUGCGAAUGGGUUGAAAAUUGAACGGCAAAAUUCUGUCCGUUACUGGGUAAACACUCAUGAUGACAAGCUGCAGUACGCGGGGGUUUUGGCCUAUUUCAUGCACUACGGGCGCAAAACGUUGGAACAGGGUCUCGAGGAAGAGGCCAAUGAAAAGGGCCAGGAACAGCGGAGACCCAACUACAUAGUUGUUGGGAAUGGCGGGAGUCAGAUCCUGGCUUGA
Colletotrichum spaethianum is the source of this 969-nucleotide messenger RNA. RefSeq lists its product as uncharacterized. NCBI's taxonomy places the organism in Eukaryota, Fungi, Ascomycota, Sordariomycetes, Glomerellales, Glomerellaceae. The record is from RefSeq and is a predicted model, not a curated record. Bases 1 to 969 code for a protein of 322 amino acids. The transcript has a single exon.